AUGCUGAAAAAACUGGAAAAGCUUGAGGAUCUAGGAAAAAGCAUGGUCCCAAUAAAUAUGCAGGAUGCAGAAUACGCAGAUGACAUGAACCUAAUGACCAAGUGGAAUAGAGGAGGAAGUGAGGAGAAGGAAAGCACUAGCAGGAAGAGUAUUUCAGAGAUAUAUUUCAAAGUUUUCAAAAAACAUGACAUUGGAUUAAAAGUCAAACUAAGAACUUACGAUGCCAUGAUGGGAAAAAAAUUAAAAGGCAAACCUAAAACGAGAUGGAACAAGUGUCUUAGUCAAGGUUUGAAAAGAGCUGGGCUAUCAUUAUAUGUGAGAACUACUGAAAGAACUAGAGCAAUACGAGAAGAGAUUGUGAAAGACGGAAACAGAUAG
Messenger RNA from Helobdella robusta, 378 nucleotides. RefSeq lists its product as hypothetical. The transcript is spliced from 3 exons. The coding region runs from base 1 to 378 and encodes 125 amino acids. NCBI's taxonomy places the organism in Eukaryota, Metazoa, Annelida, Clitellata, Rhynchobdellida, Glossiphoniidae. The record is from RefSeq and is a predicted model, not a curated record.